Lampris incognitus (smalleye Pacific opah) is the source of this 5266-nucleotide messenger RNA. RefSeq names its product protein tyrosine phosphatase non-receptor type 21 (gene ptpn21). The transcript has 19 exons. The coding region runs from base 283 to 3885 and encodes 1200 amino acids. Gene Ontology annotation, cellular component: cytoskeleton. Gene Ontology annotation, molecular function: protein tyrosine phosphatase activity. Lineage: Eukaryota; Metazoa; Chordata; Actinopteri; Lampriformes; Lampridae. Gene Ontology annotation, biological process: protein dephosphorylation. The record is from RefSeq and is a predicted model, not a curated record.
GAGGCAUGGGGCGCAACAGUAGUUUAAAGCCCGUUACUAAUUCGGACUCUUCUGCCAGUUUGAAUAUCGGCGAUUAGCUGACUAAAGUAACCGAUUCACACCGAUGGCGAAGCUUCUCGUUGCCGAAUUAAGAUAGGAUUAAACAGCCUCUGACGGGUCUGCUGGUUUAUGAUGAGCCUGAUGACUGGCUGGCCCAAUACUCACACUGUCUUUGAGAAGACGGCGACGAGGCACAUUUCUCUGGAUUAAGCAAAGACCUUCCUUUCUGAAGGAUUGUGAAACAUGCCCUUGCCAUUUGGCUUAAAACUCAAAAGGACUCGAAGGUAUACAGUUUCAAGCAAGAGCUGUCUUGUCACCCGGAUUCAGCUGCUCAAUGGGGAGUUUGUUGAGUUUACGCUUUCAGUGGAGAGCACUGGACAGGAAUGUUUGGAGGCAGUUGCUCAGAGACUUGAGUUAAGAGAGAUAACGUACUUCAGUCUUUGGUACUUCAACAAGCAGAACCAGCAGAGAUGGAUUGACCUGGAGAAACCCCUGAAGAAGCAGCUGGACAAGUAUGGACUGGAGCCCACCGUUUACUUUGGGGUCGUGUUUUACAUACCUAGUGUCACCCAACUCCAACAGGAGAUCACAAGAUAUCAGUAUUAUUUGCAGCUGAAGAAGGAUGUUCUGGAGGGGCGGAUCCCAUGCUCGAUUGAACAAGCUAUUCGCUUGGCAGGCCUGGCAGUGCAAGCUGAUUUUGGAGACUUCAGUCGAUACGAUUCUCAAGAGUUCCUCCAGAAGUUUGUCCUGUUCCCUAUUGACUGGAUCCAGGAUGAGCGAGUACUGGAGGAAGCCACUCAGAAAGUGGCUCUUCUCUAUCAGAGCUACAGGGGGUUGCCAGCUCCAGAAGCAGAGAUGCUAUACAUGCAGGAGGUGGAGAAAAUGGAAGGCUAUGGCCAAGAGAGCUAUCAAGCCAAGGACAGUACAGGCACAGAUGUCAUCCUGGGAGCAUGUCUGGAUGGCAUCUUUGUAAAGCACAAAAAUGGCAGGCCGCCACUUGUAUUUAGGUGGAACGAAAUUAACAACAUGAGUCAUAACAAGUCGUUCUUUGUCCUGGAGCUGGCCAACAAAGAAGAGAGCGUGCAGUUCCAGACCGAAGACAUGGAAACUUCCAAAUAUGUGUGCCGGAUGUGUCUGGCCAGGCACAAGUUUUAUAAGAUUAACAAGAGUAGCCUCCAAACCCAGCCCGCAGUUGUCAACCCAGUCAGACGAAGAUCCUCCACUAGAAUGUCUCUGCCAAAACCUCCAGCCUAUAUGAUGCCCCCACCUCAAAUGCACUACAAUGGCCACUUCAAUGAGCCUUACACGUCAUCACAAGACAACCUAUACAUGAACAAUCAAAACGGUUACUACUACCACUCCCAGACCAGCCUGGAUCGCUCCCCUUUGGAAUAUGGCACCGGGGGACGUUUACGUAAUGGCAGCGUUUACAGCGCACACAGCACUAGCUCGCUCACCAACCCCCAGCACUACCUCCAGCCCUCACCCAUGUCCUCCAACCCCUCCAUUACCGGAAGCGACGUCACCCGGCCUGAAUACGUCCCCUCACACCGCCACAGCGCCCUGAUUCCACCUUCCUACCGCGCCACACCCGACUAUGAGACAGUGAUGCGGCAGAAGAACCGGGGUGCAGGAGGGGGUAUGGUUCUGGCUCCAGAACACCGGCAGAGCCACUCAAUGAGGAACCUGAACAUUGGAAACUCAUACGCCUACAGCAGGCCAGACCCACUGGUUUACAGCCAGCCGGAGAUCCGAGGGGAGCACGGUGGUGGAACCCAGCACCAUCACUACCCCUUUCAUCUUAAUUCCAGCUUUCACAGCCCUUCUCCAUACCCCUACCCCACAGAGAGAAGGCCUGUGGUGGGGGCUGUCAGCGUUCCAGAGCUCACUAAUGUCCAACUUCAGCAGGCGCAGGAGUACCCGGCCCCCAACAUCUUGAGGACACAGGUGUACCGGCCACCUCCUCCCUACCCUUACGCCCACCCUCGGCCCGCCAACAGCACACCAGACCUGUCGCGCCACCUGUAUGUCAGCAGCAGCAACCCAGACCUGAUCAUCACGCGGCGCGUGCACCACUCGGUCCAGACCUUCCAGGAGGACAGCCUGCCAGUUGCCCACUCCUUACAGGAGGUGUCUGAGCCACUCCUCCUAACUGGGAUCCCGCACAGACACCCACAUGCUCAGAAACGCAACUCCAUUGAGAUUGCUGGUUUGGCUUAUAAUCUAGAGGGGAUGAGGGUCAAAGAGAGGACUGUGUCCUCUUCAGCAGCUGAAACUGCCACACCCCCUCCUGUUCUACGUGGCGGUCCCUCCCAGGGCUCUCAGCUCAAUGUGUUCCUUGAGCGCACCAAAGCUGAAGACGGCGACUUGCACUACGGACACAAGAAGUCCCUCUCAGACGCCACCAUGCUUGUUCACAGCAGUGGGGAAGAGGAGGAGUUUGAAGAUGACAGUGGACGUCACACGCCACUUUCCCAAGAUGCAAUAGCAGCCAUUCAUCCUGACCAACAGCAAAAACAUUGCAGUUUGACUUCUCUCUCCUCUCUGGCGCAUCAACAACAGACUCCCAUAGAACCUCCGCCUGCAUACCCCAUAGGUUCCUCCCUGGACCCUGCUAUAACCAGCUCCUUAGCCUAUCAGGCUCACCCUCUGAUCCAGGAAGUAGAGUCUAUGUACCUGUUUUCUGAUCUGCGGCAGCCAAGGAUUAUGCCGUCUGUGUCAGAGGGAGACCUAAGCGGUCAGGCCAAGCAGAAGGUUAAAAAGGACUUCAAGAAGAGGCCUGUGUCUGAUGUACCUGCUGGGAGGAAGACCAUUGAUGGUUUGCCACCUCCGGGCAUGAAGAAGGGAGCCAGGUCAGAGGUGAAGAAGAUGGGCCCACUGAAGGUGGCAGCCCUCAAUGGCUUAUCAUUGUCCAGGCUACCAAUGCACGACGAGGGCAAGGAUGAGCCUGAAAAAGCCUCUAAUGAUGAGAGGUGUAAAGUGCUGGAGCAGCGGAUGGAGCAGGGCAUGGUUUUCACAGAAUAUGAGCAGGUCCCAAAGAGGCGUCCAUCAGGGGAGUGCACCAUCGCUCAGCUACCUGAGAAUGCAGAGAGGAACCGCUUUCAGGACGUACUGCCUUACGAUGACACCCGAGUGGAGCUAGUUCCCACGAAGGAGAACAACACAGGCUAUAUCAACGCUUCACAUAUAAGAAUAACAGUCGGUGGGCAUGAGUGGAGCUACAUUGCAUCACAGGGUCCUCUAACCAACACUUGUCAGGAUUUCUGGCAGAUGGUAUGGGAGCAGGGCGUCUCCAUCAUAGCCAUGGUUACUGCUGAAGAGGAGGGCGGGCGUGAGAAGAGCUUCCGUUACUGGCCCCGACUUGGCUCCCGGCACAACACGGUGACAUACGGCCGCUUCAAGAUCACCACGCGGUUCCGCACAGACUCGGGCUGCUAUGCCACAACGGGGUUGAAAAUCAAACACCUUCUGACUGGCCAAGAGAGGACUGUCUGGCACCUGCAGUACACAGACUGGCCUGACCACAGAUGUCCUGAGGACUUCAAAGGCUUCCUCACCUACCUGGAAGAGAUCCAGUCAGUGAGAAGACACACCAACAGCAUCAGUGAUCCAAAGAACACCAACCUUCCAGUGCUGGUCCACUGUAGUGCAGGAGUAGGCCGCACUGGAGUCGUCAUCCUGUCUGAGAUCAUGAUCGCCUGUCUGGAGCACAACGAGAUGUUGGAUGUCCCAACGGUUCUGAGCAUGCUUCGUCAGCAGAGGAUGAUGAUGGUUCAGACCAUCUCCCAGUACGUCUUCAUCUACAAGGUCCUCAUCCAGUUCCUCCGCAACUCUAGGCUCAUCUGAGCACAAAGCUCCAGCUCACCCUUCAGGGUGUCUCUCAUCUUUCCAGACAGUCUUUUGUCACAGGUGACAGCAGAGAUGAGUUUCCCUGAGGUUUAUUGAUAAACCAUAAUGGUGCAACUGUAGAGAUCAGUUCCAACAGAAAAGGUUGGUAUGUGGUGGGACCCUGGUCACACCCUUUCUCUAAGUAUUAAAGACUGAUGAAGAAGCAUUGCCACUUGAAGGAGCAUGAAGACUAACAGUACACCCUGCCUCUUAGCAGUAUUAUUUCACUGUCGUUUUUUACACUGCAUUAUUACUAUAUAAAGCCCAGCACUUUUUCAGUACCUUGCUGUACAUAAUGAACCAUGAUUAAGCUGCAGUACACAUUUAUAUUGAGAUUGGAUAUUGCACUCAAUAUAUUUACAUUUGAUCAGUUUCUCUAGAUGAAUGUUACUGAAUUGCGGUUGGCGGUAACCUUUGACUCUGACAAUGAAAGACUUUUUUGAGUCAUUAAAGACAGCUGUGACACCGUCACGCCGCCAGAAAAUGACAGUAAAGAUGUCUCGUAUGAAGGUUUAUCUUGAGUGCGGAGCCCACACGUCCCUCAUUCUAACAUUGCCAUGUGGCAGUUGGUUGUACAGAUGGAUACUUUUCCUUUGGACCUGUUAGACUUACUUUGAUGGUGAUGUUUAUAAUAACAGUUAAGUUAUUGCAGUGUCUCAGGUAUUCACCAAAGAAUCCUUCCUACCCAAUUUCCAUCACAUUCAUCUGUAACAAUCAUUAUGUUUGGAAAUCCCCAUAACAGAUUUUUUUUCUUUCCCUUAAAAGAAAAAAAAAUUUGAAUACACAUUGAGCAUUUUACUCUAAUAGAUGAGUUUUUCUAUACAUCUUUUUGAAAUGGCAUUCCCUUGCAUUAGGAAAAUCUCACUGAAGUGACCGUAGGGUCUUGAAUCAGUUCAUCUGGAUACAUUUAUUGACAAACGUUUUAUCACUCAUCUAAGUGACCUCUUCAGUCUAAACUGACUGCAGGUAUCCCCACCCUUAGUGGCAUAAUGACCGAAACCAACGAUCGUUUUCAUUGCGAAUAUGGGCGUGACCAUUGACAGUUUCAUAUUUGCAUAUGAAACUGAUCAUUGGUUUCAGCUGUUAUGCAACUGUGUCGUUUAUAAGGGUGGGGAUACCUGCACUCAGUUUAGACCAAAUAGGUUACUUAGAUGAGUGGUGAAACAUUUCUGUCUAUAAACGUUGUAUCCAGGCAUCCGGGUAGCGUAAGCGGUCUAUGCCAAUGUCUACCAACACGGGGAUCGCCGGUUCGAAUCCCCGAGUUACCUCCAGCUUGGUUAGGCAUCCCUCCAGCCGGAUGUGGGUGUGUCCUGGUCGCUGCACUAGCGCCUCCUCUGGU